This is a messenger RNA of Ostrea edulis (European flat oyster), 1290 nucleotides long. RefSeq lists its product as uncharacterized. Bases 1 to 1290 code for a protein of 429 amino acids. The record is from RefSeq and is a predicted model, not a curated record. The transcript has 2 exons. Gene Ontology annotation, molecular function: nucleic acid binding; zinc ion binding. Lineage: Eukaryota; Metazoa; Mollusca; Bivalvia; Ostreida; Ostreidae.
AUGGAAGAAGAUUUAUCCGAUCUACUUCGUCAGGUGAAAUCAUCGACAAGGCGACUUAAGGACUUCAGUGCAACCCAAGGCUCUUUAGCUGUAAGGCUUCCAAAACUGGAACUACCCUCCUAUAAUGGAGACAAUAUCAAAUUUCAAGAAUUCUGGGAUGCCUUUGAUGCUACAAUCAACAGGAAUAGUAAGCUCUCUAGGAUUGAGAAAUUCAACUAUCUUCAGAGCAAACUCACAGGAGAAGCCAAGGCAGCUAUUUCAGGAAUGUCGCUUACGCAUGAAAACUAUGAUGUAGCCAUUGAUAUCAUACAGGAGAGAUUUGGGGAUGCACAGUCAGUGAUCCAUAAACAUUAUAUGGAACUGAUCAACAUACAGCCUGUGACAAAUGAUACAUUGAGUUUGAGGAGACUAUAUGAUGACCUUGAGAAACACAUGAGAAGCUUAGAAGCAUGGCGUCAAGAUGUAAACCAGGAUGUGUUUGUGUCAAUGAUAACUUCGAAGUUACCUAAGGAAACACUGCUGCAGCUUGAAAUACAGAAAGGAAGUAGAGACAAAUGGACUGUUAAGAAAAUAAGAGACUUGUUUAAAGCUUAUGUCACAGCAAAGGAAUCUACAGAAUUUCAAGCUUCAGAUGCUCAUAAUCAUGUAGAAAAUCAUGCAACAGCAGAGGCUUUAAUGAUAUUCACUAAAGAGUCAAAGGAAAGAAGAAAUGCAUCAAGUGCAAAGUCUCCAGUGUGCAUUUUUUGUAAUGGAUAUCAUUGGACUGAUGAGUGCAGAAAGUACAGAACCAUAGAAGACAAAAAACAACAACAAAGAAUUAAAGGGAAAUGCUAUAUAUGCUUAAGACCUGGACACAGAAUUAAAGACUGUAGAGUUGUGAAACCAUGUUUUCAUUGCAGAGAGAGCAGGAAUCACCAUAGGAGCCAGUGUCCAAAGAAAUUUCCAUAUCAGAGAGAUGAAUCCACAAGGCUGGAAAAAUCAACACAGAAAGAAACAUCUUGUUUAGCAGACGAGUCACACAAAGAGAAACAUUCCACAGUAGAAUCAUUACAGGAAAGCAGUAUGUUUACAUCAGGGGAUAUUGUGUUGACGCAGACUACCCACAAAGAAGUGUCUAAUCCUGUGAUAAACAAGAAGGAAACUGUCCGGAUUUUAAUGGAUUCUGGAUCCCAGAGAACAUACAUUACAGAGGAUCUAGCGAAGAGAUUAAACCUUAGAAUGGGUCAAACUGAAGAAAUUUCCUUGAUUACAUUCGGUGCUGACAAACCAAAGCGAGUGAAAACUCCAUAA